This is a messenger RNA of Helianthus annuus (common sunflower), 2269 nucleotides long. Its product is annotated as vacuolar cation/proton exchanger 3. The record is from RefSeq and is a predicted model, not a curated record. The transcript has 12 exons. Gene Ontology annotation, cellular component: plant-type vacuole membrane. Lineage: Eukaryota; Viridiplantae; Streptophyta; Magnoliopsida; Asterales; Asteraceae. Gene Ontology annotation, molecular function: calcium:proton antiporter activity. The coding region runs from base 186 to 1583 and encodes 465 amino acids. Gene Ontology annotation, biological process: calcium ion transmembrane transport; intracellular calcium ion homeostasis.
UACACCCACUCGUUGCAUGAAUCUCGCAUUACAUCAUGCAAACACAAAAAAGGGUUUCUGUAAGAACAGAUCCAUUCUCGUUUCGUUCAAUUUUACUAUCUUAUCAUCUAUAUGAAGAACAUUACCUCUGGAGCAAUUGGUUACACGUUUUGAACGAGAGUUCUGUCUCACCAGUAAAGUAAAAAAUGGGUUACAACAACAAUCUGCGGAUGUUAGGGUUCAAUCCCCCCCUAAUGAAAUCAUCAAGUGUAAAGUCAAUGAUUGAGUUACAAGAUGAUAGUCGAGCUAUACCCGUCGCAACCACCAGAAACUUGCCUUCCCUAAAAGGCGGACCGGAACUUUUUGGCACCAACUCUGCAUGGAGCAUAAUGAAAGCCAGUAUAAAGACCGCUUUCUUUUCUGAUAAAAUAAAUUUACUCUUACCUUGUGGCCCAUUAGCAAUGCUGGUUGAUCAAUUGACCCAUCGUCAAGGUUGGGUCUUCAUGUUGAGCUUAUUGGGCAUCAUACCUUUGGCAGAGCGUUUGGGUUGGGCCACAGAGCAACUAGUUUACUACACCGUACCUACAGUGGGAGGUCUUCUCAACGCCACUUUUGGCAACGCAACAGAGUUGAUAAUCUCACUGUUUGCGAUGAAGCAAGGCAUGUUACGCCUUGUGCAGCAGUCAUUGCUAGGCUCGAUUUUGUCCAACAUGCUGCUCGUUCUCGGAUGCGCACUUUUUGGUGGAGGCAUCACUCAUCUUAACAAGGAACAAAUGUUUAACAAGUCAAAUGUGGGGAUGAGUGUAGGAUUGCUCUUGAUGGCGGUCAUGGCGCUGAUUUUCCCAACUGUUCUUCGUGUCACAAACACCGAGUUGCAAAUUGGGACGUCAGUAUUAGCCCUUUCAAGAUUUUGUAGCUGUAUAAUGCUUGUAGCAUAUGUCGUCUAUAUUUUUUUUCUGCUGACAAACCAGAAGCAAGACUAUGCAUCGCUUAAAGAGGUUUAUAAUCACCUUGAUAAAGAUAGGAUUGUGCAAUAUGUUUAUAUUUUUCUGUUAAUUGUUCAAAAACAUCAGGAUUCUCCAACUGCAAGUUCGGAUAACGAAGAAUCUGCUGAUAUUACAAAGUGGGAAUCGAUUAUAUGGCUUGGCGUUUUGACUCUAUUCAUUUCAAUUCUCUCGGAUUAUUUGGUCAAUGCAAUAGAGGGUGCAUCUGUUGCAAUGGAUGUCCCGGUAGCAUUCAUUAGUGUUAUUCUGCUUCCCAUUGUCGGAAAUGCAGCAGAACACGCAAGUGCUAUCAUGUUUGCAGUGAAAGACAAACUUGACAUUUCUUUAGGAGUGGCGAUUGGAUCUUCAACACAAAUAUCCAUGUUUGUGAUGCCGAUUUGUGUGGUUGUUGGGUGGAUGAUUGAACGCCCAUUGGACCUCGAUUUUGAACCUUUUGAGACGGCCACUCUUUUUAUGACAGUUCUCGUAGUAGCCUUCAUAUUGCAGGAGGGAACAUCAAAUUACUUCAAAGGAUUAAUGCUCUUGUUUUGUUAUAUGAUUGUUGCUGCAAGUUUCUAUGUACAUGUAGAUCCUGCAUCUAUACAAGAUAAUCCUCAAUAAGCACUAUAGUUGAAUUGAGUAGUCACAUUUCAAUCGCGUACACGUUGGAUACACAAUAUCUGAGAAAAAAAAAAUAGUGUUUCACUACUCCAUUGAUCAUCUGUCAGAAUCAUGAAGCAUUUUUCACAAACCUAGGUUUGACUUGAGUCAAUUGUAGAGUUUUGAAUUUUCAGUUUGACCUCCAUGAAUCAUGACGUUAUUGUUAGAUUUUGUCACCUUGAAGCUGGUCGUAGAUCUCGGGUUCCAUAACUUUAGGUGGGGAUCAGGGUAUAUAGCAGAUAUUCAGACUUGAGUAGAGGUGCCAAUUUCAACAUAAUGGGUCAAAUUGGGUUAUGUUUUACCUCUAACAGGUUAAACGGGAUAUUGGUCAAACGGGUCACGAGUCAUCCAAAUUUUAUUUUUAUCGCAAACGACUAUCCUAAAUCACUUUGUUGAAGAAGACGACAUGGAAGGUACUCCUGCCUCAGGCAACUGGUUUUCAAAUGACAAAUAUUACAAGUUUCGUUUCUAGCGAAACUGAAUGGAGAACUCUAUCUACGUCUUCGAAAAAAGCCAAAAAUCACAUGGUUAUGUGUCAACUUGUAUGAAUGCCAAUACGCCAUAUUGGACUCGUUUAGCGCCCAUCUUGCUAGAGCUAGCUACGAACCGAAAUUCAAUUACUAAGACGAAGAAACUUGUGAGUUGUU